UUUAUCACAAAAAUAAAGUUGCAUGGAAAAACUUGUCCCAUACUAGUUCCAUAUAAUAGAACGAGUAUAGUAAUAUCAUAGUUCAGUCUUGUUUAACUAGAGUGCCAAUCAACAUGUGUUCUACGUAUAAGUUGGUAUUUCUUUUGUGUAUCGCCGUGUCUAUACGGACUGUGUACAGUGCAGUUGCCUUACAAUUACCUGAAGAAAAACCUAAGGAAAUGGCUCAUCUUGAAGGGUGCUAUAUUCCUGCCUUGAAUCGAGUCCUGCCAUACGACAAGCCAUUUUCACCACAAAACGGAGAGACUUGUGUUCAGUUUCAGUGCCGAAAAGACAACAUUACGUCCAUUUUUAGUUGCGGCACUCUUCACGUGGGCGAUAGUGGUUGUGCUAUAGUGCCUGGUGAUAAAUACCUGCCCUACCCAGAGUGCUGCGAUCGAGGCGUCUGUAAUACUAUUAACCACAAAUCCAUUGUUACUUAGAAAAUGUCUGAAAUUGUUUUUAAUUUUAUAAGUUAGUGUGUAUUAAAAUGUAAGCUGCUGAAGUUAAAUGGA
Molecule: messenger RNA, 551 nt
Organism: Spodoptera frugiperda (fall armyworm)
Lineage: Eukaryota; Metazoa; Arthropoda; Insecta; Lepidoptera; Noctuidae
Exons: 3
Coding region: 114-479 (121 amino acids)
Source: RefSeq, a predicted model, not a curated record